AUGGCAAGUUUAUCGAACUCCUCUCUGCCCAGCUGCUUCCUCUCCCUCCUCUUCCUCCUCCUCCACCUGUCUUCCAGCUAUGCAGGACAGUUCAGAGUGAUAGGACCAAAGCACCCCAUCCGGGCUCUGGUCGGGGAUGAAGUGGAAUUGCCAUGUCGCAUAUCUCCUGGGAAGAAUGCCACAGGCAUGGAGGUGGGGUGGUACCGCCCGCCCUUCUCUAGGGUGGUUCAUCUCUACCGAAAUGGCAAGGACCAAGAUGGAGAGCAGGCACCUGAAUAUCGGGGCCGGACGGAGCUGCUAAAAGAGACUAUUAGUGAGGGAAAGGUGACCCUCAGGAUCCGGAACGUAAGGUUCUCAGAUGAAGGAGGUUUCACCUGCUUUUUCCGAGAUCAUUCUUACCAAGAGGAGGCAGCCAUGGAAUUGAAAGUGGAAGAUCCCUUCUACUGGAUCAGCCCCGGGGUGCUGGUUCUCAUCGCGGUGCUGCCUGUGCUCCUCCUGCAGAUUGCUGUGGGCCUCAUCUUCCUCUGCCUGCAGCGCAGACUGAGAGGAAAACUUCGAGCAGAGAUAGAGAACCUCCACCGGAAUUUUGAUCCCCACUUUCUGAGGGUGCCCUGCUGGAAGAUAACCCUGUUUGUAAUUGUGCCGGUUCUUGGACCCCUUGUUGCCUUGAUCAUCUGCUACAACUGGCUGCAUCGAAGACUAGCAGGGCACUUUAUUGAAGAGCUAAUCUUCCAUCUGGAAGCCCUCUCUGGCUAA
Molecule: messenger RNA, 756 nt
Organism: Cynocephalus volans (Philippine flying lemur)
Lineage: Eukaryota; Metazoa; Chordata; Mammalia; Dermoptera; Cynocephalidae
Gene: MOG
Product: myelin oligodendrocyte glycoprotein
Exons: 8
Coding region: 1-756 (251 amino acids)
Biological process (GO): T cell receptor signaling pathway; regulation of cytokine production
Cellular component (GO): external side of plasma membrane
Molecular function (GO): signaling receptor binding
Source: RefSeq, a predicted model, not a curated record